Ambispora leptoticha is the source of this 285-nucleotide messenger RNA. The record is from the annotation of a GenBank genome assembly. NCBI's taxonomy places the organism in Eukaryota, Fungi, Glomeromycota, Glomeromycetes, Archaeosporales, Ambisporaceae.
AUGUCAACAGCACAACAACUCCACGACGAUGCUACACCAAAAACGACAACUCUAAUAACUCCAGUAACGACGGCUCCAAUGGCGAAAUCAAACCCAGAAGAAAGAGAUGAAAAACUUACCCGAAACGACGGCUCCCACGGCGAAUUCCACCCAGAAGAAGAACCCGAAAGAAGAGAAGCAAUUAUAUAUGAAAAAAACUUCAAGACGAAGAAAACGGUGACUCCAAUAAUAACUCCAGUAACGACGGCUCCAACGGCGAAAUCAAACCCGGAAGAAAGAGAAGCA